CUGGUCCCUAAAUUCAAUAUCUGGUCCUUAACAUAAUGAAUUGAGCGCCAGAGAGAAAUUACUUUACUCUUUUUUGUUUUUUUGGAAAAAGAGAAAACUCUCCGUUUUUCCCCUCAAAUUCCCGCUCAUCUCUCUGGAGGGUCAAAGCAGGUUAUGGCACCUAGUAAGCAAUGGAUGCAACUUGUUGAUAAUCGACUUGAUGAAGCCUACUCAAUCGGGGUGCAAAAGUUUUUGGAUUAUGCUUUUAGAAGAACAGGGGAACUGUACGAAAUACGAUGUCCUUGUGUCAAAUGUUGUAACACAACUUUAGGGACACGUGAGACAGUUGAGUCACAUUUGAAAGUAUAUGGAAUAAUUCAAAAUUAUACUUUUUGGUAUCACCAUGGCGAAAUUUUAGGUGAGCCGCAGUCGGACUGUGAACUGAUAGCCCAUUGCCGCCAUCUACUCGAGAAAGAGCAUAUGCAAAUUGAUAUUCCAUUGCCUCCACCUAUUGAUCAAGGUUCAUCUACUACUGGAAAGGUAAAAAAAGUUCGAGGAAGGAACAAGUGCAAAGAAGUUGCGUCACUUGAAUUUGGACAGAAGCUGAAAGUAACAUUUUACAACAAUCGAACAGUUGGAAAGAAUAGCAAUCUGUUUUCAAGGCACUUGGGAAAAUUAGUUCGUGACCGUAAUUUGUGUCCAUUAGGAGUAUCAUCGUGGCAUGACAUUAAGGAAGAACAGUUAAAUCACAUGUGGGCAGCUGUUACGGAUAAAUUUGAGAGUGAUGACAUGGAUAUUCAUCGCGAUCAUAUCUUGGGAUGGAUGAAAGAAUUAUGGAACAAAUGGAGAGGACAGUUGCAUGCAAAGUAUGUGAAGGGUAAGCCAGUCCAAGAGGCUCUUAAUAAUAUGCCAAAGGGGCUAGACAAGAAACAAUGGGAGUGGUUGGUAACGGAACAUUUUUCUACAGAAAGUUUUCAGGCGAGAAGCAAUAGGAACGCAGCAAAUAGAGCUAAGUUGAAGAUGCCUCAUCAUAUUGGUAGCAAGCCAAUUAGAGAGAUUAUUUAUCAAAAGGGCGGAAAAGAUGGCAAACCACCAGAUUUGGCAACUAUUUUCUUUGAGACUCGCAAGAAGAAUAACACGCUUGUUGAUUCUGAAACAAUCGAAAAACAUGCUCAAAUCCAAGAAUUGGUGCAAUCCGAACCGUCUCUUCCUAGCAUAGAGAUUGUAGAGAAAUGCUUUGGACCUCAAAUUCGUAGCCAUGUAUUUGGAUUUGGGGGUGGAGUAAAGGCGAAAGACUUGAAAGGGGGCACUUCCUCAAAGGCUGAAUUACGGUUUGAACUAUGUUCAACUCGAGAGGAAAACAAAUCUUUGAAAGAUCGCUUGUGUACCAUAGAAAAUGAUGUGAAAGAACUGAAGCAGUUAAAAGAAUUGCUAUUAGCUCAGCACUCCAAUAUCCAGCCUCCGACAUUACUUAUUUCAGGAGAAUGACAAUUUGUUUGAUGAACAUACCAAGUUAGUAACAACUUACCCAGAAUGUCAAAAUAUUUGCAUGCUUGGUUAAUUUUUGAAGUAUGACGCAUACUCCUGGCUUCAAAAAAUGUAUAUACCAUGCCCGCCUGAAAGGGCUUCUUCGAUUAUACAUUUUCUUAAUUUUAGAAACUUUGUUAGUGUUAUAUAUAGCGUAGUUGAUGUUUUAUUAGUGAUCGUGGAGACCUUAUGCAAUUAAGACUUAAGAGUCAACUAGAAGUGACUGAUGUUAUUUGUUUCUUCAAGAAGUGUAGUAUACUUAUCUA
This is a messenger RNA of Nicotiana attenuata, 1772 nucleotides long. RefSeq lists its product as uncharacterized. The coding region runs from base 154 to 1467 and encodes 437 amino acids. NCBI's taxonomy places the organism in Eukaryota, Viridiplantae, Streptophyta, Magnoliopsida, Solanales, Solanaceae. The record is from RefSeq and is a predicted model, not a curated record. The transcript has 7 exons.